This is a messenger RNA of Prunus avium (sweet cherry), 1467 nucleotides long. The record is from RefSeq and is a predicted model, not a curated record. NCBI's taxonomy places the organism in Eukaryota, Viridiplantae, Streptophyta, Magnoliopsida, Rosales, Rosaceae.
ACUUGAAACACUUAUUAUAUCUGGUUGCACAAGUCUUAAUGAGUUAUCAAUUGAGAUGUUGAGGAACAUUGAAUCUCUAAAAGUGCUUGAUACGGAUGGAAUUCUGAUAGGUGAACUAGUCCCAGGAAGAAGUUCAUGUAUCUUGAGUUCUUUAACAUGCUCUUUAGUUGAUUUAAGUCUUCAGGGGUGCAAUCUUUCGAAUGAUGCCUUUCCAAGGGAAUUUAGUAAUCUAUCCUCAUUGAGAAGACUAAAUGUAGGGAACAAUCCAAUUUGUAGCCUACCAAAUUGCAUCAAAGGUUUAACGAGGCUCAAUGAACUUUCUUUUUUGGGAUGUGGGAGUUUGAAAUUGCUUGAGGGAUUACCAAAAGUGAGCACGUUGAAUGUGGCACAUUGCGUAUCAUUGGAAAAAAUAACAUAUCAACGCCGUUGGCCCGGACGACAUACCAUGUUGUUUAACAAUCGCAACCUAGUUGAGUGGGAGUAUAUGUACAAGCUAGAACCCAUUGGAAGUGUUGAUGCAGAAAUGAUUAACCUUUUGGGCUUGUCCAACUUGGAAUCCAUGGCACCCUUUCUGAUGCGCAAACGAGCUUACAUGUCAGAAGAGGAUGAUUGGAAUCCCGUUCAGGGGCUGUAUGAAAAAGGUAUAUUCAGCACAUUUUUUGCCGGGAAUGAGGUUCCAGGCCAGUUCAGCCAUAAAAGUACAGAGUCCCCGAUCUCUUUUACCGUGCCAUUACUUGACAAUCACAGAAUUCAAGGCUUGAAGGUCUUCGUUGUCUAUACAAAAUUGUAUGCUAAUUAUUCUGUUGGAGAUUCCCCUGGGCCAAUAAUUACUAGAGUAAAAAAUAAGAGCAAGGGUCUGAAGUGGAUCUAUAGCCCACGAUGCUACGGUAUUCCAGGUGAAGGAGAAGACAUGAUGUGGUUAAGCAUCUGGAAGUUGGAGGAGGAGGUUCACUUAGAUGGUAGCGAUGAAGUGGUUGUUUCAGUAAUUAUGCAACCUUGACUUCAGGUCAAGGAGUUUGGCAUCCAGCUUGUGCAGCACCUGCAAGAAGAGAAUACUAAUAUGAUGACUGUUCCCACAGAUUCUUCUUAUUAUCCAUCUGUCAGGAGUGGAUAUUCUUCUUAUCAGCCAGGAGUAUACUUGCUUUUCCACAGAAGUAAACCAAUUCAAGAUCCGAUUUGGUUUAAUAAGAUCCUUGAGGACUCUGAUGAUGAAGAUACGACGGUCAAAGAAGAAGAGCAACAUUAUGAUCAGACAAUUGCAGUCAUGACAGGCAGCAAUGAAUCCGGCAGCCUCCGUGGCUGGAAGGGGAAGGUGCUCAUCUCCGCAGCUUGCUUCUUUCUCACACUUUCUCUCGUCACCCGGUCUUCUCUCUCACACAAAAAGAAGCGACAGUCAACAAGCCGUGGAUAAACUUUGUACCUGAACUGCAUACAGUUGUUCUUGCAUAUAUCCAAUGUUUUCCUUCC